GCGGUGCUGAGGGGAAGAACACAGAGAGAAACACAAACACGAAGUUGUUUCUUUACUGUCUUAAAAUGGAGCUCAACUGGAGAAAACAUGGAGAUUAUAAUGAUGAAAAUAGGGUUUUACAGCAGUUUAAGAAAAAUGACGAAGUCUUUCGGAACAAAAUGGAAAUGAUAUUUCAAAAAUACUCAAAUUUAGAUGAUGCAGAAAGUGAUGUCUGUUUGAAAACAAUGACCCUCAGAACUGGAAAAGGCAUCAUGUCAAUCAACAGUACAGAAGCAGAACACGAGUUGAGGAACCUAAGGAAUCAUGUUGAACAUGAGCAGUCGCUGCGGGUGGUGGACACUUCUAGAGAUGAACACAGUAAUAGUGAACAUGACAUGAGUUUAUGUCCCUCUGCAAACCAGACGGAUAUAACAUACAGAAGUGAGAGUGAAGAUUCAAGACGAGUGGAAAAAGAUGACAUCCUGUGGCAAGGGGCUGAGACUUCCCAGCUCUCUAUGCAUUCAGUGAAUUCCUCACGAGGCUACUUUUUCGACAAUCCAUCCCAGGAAGAGGACGAAGAUCUGGAAAGAACUCUAAGCAGCCAUGGCAGCACCCUCUUGGAUGUCUAUCCCAGCAUGCUUAACCAGAUCAGAGAAUCAUACAGACGACAACAUGUGACUAAAGCAGCUACUGCUGUGCUGCGCAGGUACCGCCACCAUCGCUGGCAAUCUAGCAAAGGAAAGCAUCGCAACUCUAACCUCAGCAACAGCCCUGAUCACAGCUUCAACAAAAGCAGGGACAGUGCCCCGAAACGUUUUCAUACUAACCAAACUGUCUCUCAGGGAAGUCCGCUACACAAAGGCAGGCAUCAAAAUGAUACAAAAAGCAUUCGAAAUGCAUCCCCUGUAUCCAGUGGCUGUUUUUACUCUCCCAGGAGGGAUGAUGCAGAGAAACAUACAGAUGCAGAAAGCAGGUCACACUGGACAGGUCUGCAUUCACACAGCAAGACCAAGCAUCAGCCUGUUAGUGUAUUGGACCUUUCAAGCUUGCCAUCUUCCGACAGUAGCUCCUCUCAUUUCCCAUCACCUGAUCUAAAUCAGACCUACACUGUAGGCCCUGAUGUUAUGCCAGGAUCUCAGAGUGUUCUUUCUUCUGAUGCUUGUAUGUCAACAUGGUCAGGGUGUAAACCAGGGACCAAAGGCUUACCUCAUUAUGGUCAAGAAGCUGAAAAACCAAUUCUUGCUUACCAAAACCCCAAAAUCUCAAGCCCUGGUUGCCAAGGUGCUAAAGGUUUGUUACUUGCUUGCCAAAGAGCCAAAAGUUCACCGCUGGCUUACAGAGGAGUCAAAAUUGUUUCUCACCAAGGAGACAGACUGGUUAUGCCAUUGGCAUCUUAUAAACAAUCAAGCUCGGAAAGGGAAGGUUUGAGAGAGCACAUCUACUCUCCUGCAUCUUCCUCAAGGGAAACCUUUACUGGCAGUCCUUCUAGUCUGAGAAGUCCCCUAAAACCCAAAGUUUUAAGUCCAUACCCGGAAUAUCAGAGGUCUUCACCCAACUAUCCUAAGCAGAUCUCACUUACUAAUCCUAGAAGUUCCUCUGUGGUGAACAGGUCUCCUUUCCACAAUCUACCAACAUCUCCCAGCUAUUCUCGCCAUCCAUUUUCUCCCCAUCAGGAGAAUCUCCCCAUGAGUCUAGCACAAAAGCGUCAACGAUCUCUCUCUAGCCAACAGGCCAGAUUCUUUGAUGUUUCCAAGAUGUCAAGCUCACAGAUUGACGCUGAGUUCACAAAGCUUUAUCACCAUUUUGUCUGUCGAGGCUCUUCCUCUUCAGGCCCCAAAUCCUCCUGUCACAUUUGUCGAGUAGAAAGGGCAGCUCAAAAUCCAGGCAUGUCUUCAUCUAGCAUGUCUGCACUCGCCCUGACACCUGUACGGACGAAACUGAUGAAACGCCGCCGCCAGCCUGAGGUAGAGGAGUCACUGCGAAGCAAGCGUUUCCGAGAGAGUUGUUCACCUCACAGGCCAAAGCAACAGGCAAACACAAAUAUGAAUCGUGCUAUGGCAGAGCCCAGUGAGGACCAGCGCACCUGGAACAGGGCUUUGCUUUUGCAGUGUCCCAGUCCUAGAUUUCUCAGAGCCAGUGGAGGCAUCAGGAAAGCACCGGGCCCCAAACUGGAUCAACAGACACAGCAAACCUCCCCUUUUUGGAGAGCUCCAUGGGGUUGUGCUGAUACCAGUGCAGGUAAAGCCAGGUCAACUAUGAGAACCUCAAAUCACAGUGAUGCCUUACUCAGCCCAAGUUUGUCAAGGAGACGACUUCAGUACGGGCCUCCUCAGUGAUGAACUUCCCAGUUUCCUUUCGAUGGGGCAUUGAAGAGGAGUAACUGCUGUCUACUACAAGAUAGGGUUUUAAAAAUGAAAAAUCUAAUCCCCCUGGGCCCUGUUUAUAGAUUUGUAUUUAGUUUAACUGUUUUAAUAUGAAAUAUAAAUGUUAUUCACACGCAAUCCUUGAUGAAAAAAGUAGACAGUGUGACUCAGUAACAUAAUUGUAAAUAUUUGAUGGGUUUAUUCAAGUGUAAGCUGUUAUGAAUAAAAAUGUCAUCUUGUUAUUUUUUAUUGUUAUAAAGGUAAAUAUGUUUAUUAAACAAUGUAACAUGUUAAAAAGGGGGUA
Messenger RNA from Trichomycterus rosablanca, 2646 nucleotides. RefSeq lists its product as uncharacterized. The coding region runs from base 66 to 2315 and encodes 749 amino acids. The transcript has 10 exons. The record is from RefSeq and is a predicted model, not a curated record. NCBI's taxonomy places the organism in Eukaryota, Metazoa, Chordata, Actinopteri, Siluriformes, Trichomycteridae.